Molecule: messenger RNA, 2813 nt
Organism: Athene cunicularia (burrowing owl)
Lineage: Eukaryota; Metazoa; Chordata; Aves; Strigiformes; Strigidae
Gene: PRMT7
Product: protein arginine methyltransferase 7
Exons: 18
Coding region: 490-2574 (694 amino acids)
Biological process (GO): peptidyl-arginine methylation
Molecular function (GO): protein-arginine N-methyltransferase activity
Source: RefSeq, a predicted model, not a curated record
GGCUUUGCCCCCGCCCUGGGCCUCCCCGCCGCGGCCCUGUGCCCCAGUCAGGCAGGGCGCUGCGGCCGCCGGUCCUCUUGGCUCUGCCGCUGCCCAGAGCUGGCAGGUCCUUUUCAGACAGGGUGUGGGGACCCCCCCAGAGAGAGUGGCUGGCCUCCCUCGGUGCGUUGCCUUGAGGACAGGGGGUGUUCCUUGAGAAUUUGCUGCUGCUUUUUUUUCUGGGCUGAGUUCCUGAGCAAGGUUGGGUGACAGGUUUGAGCUGAAAACGUUCAUAUAGAAAAAGUGUAAGGCAGUGACCAAUGCUUCUGGACCAGGCAGGUGUAACAGGGAAAGUAUGUAUGUAUCCAUAGCUCAAGUGUUGUCUGUUGUUUUCACUUGAAGUUGUGUGUUGUUUUUGGUUUUUUUUACACAGCCAGUAUUUUUGGUAUUAUACUGAAGCCAAUGCAGCAAAACCACACAUAAUAAAUACAAUACAAGUUGGGAUUGAUCAUGAAGACCUUUUGUGGAAGAGCUAAUCCAACCACUGGUGCAAUGGAGUGGUUAGAAGAGGAUGAGAACUAUGACUAUCAUCAGGAAAUUGCACGGUCACGCUAUGCAGAUAUGCUUCAUGAUAAAGACAGAAACACAAAGUAUUACCAAGGUAUUCGUGCUGCAGUGAGCAGAGUAAAAGAAAGGGGUGAGAAAGCAAUUGUUCUAGACAUAGGGACUGGCACAGGACUCCUGUCUAUGAUGGCAGCUUCAGCAGGUGCAGAUUUCUGCUAUGCUAUUGAGGUUUUCAAGCCCAUGGCCAAUGCUGCUGUGAAGAUAGUGGAGAAAAAUGGUUUUCGUGACAAGAUCAAGGUAAUCAACAAGCACUCCACUGAAGUCACAGUUGGCCCAGACGGAGAUAUGCAAUGUCGUGCAAACAUCCUGGUAACAGAAUUAUUUGAUACAGAGCUGAUUGGAGAAGGAGCUUUACCAACGUAUGAGCACGCACACAAAUACCUUGUACAGGAAGGAUGUGAGGCAGUGCCUCACAGGGCAACAGUGUAUGUCCAGUUAGUGGAAUCCAAAAGAAUGUGGUCCUGGAGCAAAUUGUUUCCUAUCCAUGUCGAAGCAGAGGAUGGUGAAAAAAUUAUUGUCUCCCCUUCAGAAAUGGAGAACUGUCCAGGUGUUCCGUCUGUUUGUGAUAUCCAGCUGAACCAGAUGCCUUCAAGUGACUUCACUGUCCUUAGUGAUGUGGUGACAAUGUUCAGUGUGGAUUUCAGUAAGCCAGUAAGGAGUGCUUCUACCUCCUAUAGAGUGCAGCUGAAACCUGUAAAAUCUGGCAAGGCACAAAUUGUACUUUCCUGGUGGGAUAUUGACAUGGACCCUUCUGGGAUGAUAAACUGCACAAUGGCUCCAAACUGGGUAAAACCCACUGCUGCUUUCCAGUGGAGAGAUCACUGGAUGCAGUGUGUGUAUUUCCUUCCAAACGAGGAGCCAGUUCUCCAGGGUGAGAAGGUGUACCUGACUGCCUGUCGUGAUGAGUACUCUGUGUGGUAUAAGCUGCAGAAAGACAGAGGAGAAGAGGAGAAUAAAUCAGAUGUUCGUGUUGAGAGUCCUGUUUGUAGAUGUCAGGCUCAUCUUCUUUGGAACAGACCACGCUUUGGGCAAUUAAAUGAUCAUAACCGAACACACCAAUACAUCAAGUCUUUGAUGAAAGUUCUGAAAACAGAUAGUGUUUGCCUCUGUAUCAGUGAUGGCAGUCUGCUGCCUGUGCUGGCUCACUAUCUUGGAGCAAAGCAGGUGUUUACAUUAGAAAACUCUGCUGUGUCCUGUUCCGUCAUGGAAAAAUACAAAAGAAUGAAGUUUUUUAAAGCAAAUCAUCUUGAAGAUAAAAUUAAAAUAAUAGAAGCACGUCCUGAGUUGCUGACCUCUUCUCAUUUGGAAGAUAAAAAGAUUUCUGUUCUUGUGGGAGAGCCAUUUUUUACAACAAGUUUGUUGCCGUGGCAUAACCUGUAUUUCUGGUAUGCUAGGACAGCUGUGACCAGCCACCUUACCAGCAGUGUCACUGUCCUACCUCAGUCUGCUUCUUUGCACAUGAUGAUUGUGGAGUUCCAGGACUUGUGGAGAAUCAGGAGUCCAUGUGGCACCUGUGAAGGUUUUGAUGUCCGUACUAUGGAUGAUAUGAUUAAAAAUUCUCUGAAUUUUAGGGAAUCCAAGGAAGCAGAACCUCACCCUCUGUGGGAAUAUCCUUGCAAGUCACUCUCUGACCCCGAGGAAGUUUUGACAUUUGACUUCAGAAAGACUGUACCACAACACUGUCUCAGCACAGAGGGUUCUAUAAAGCUUUUACGGAAAGGAAAGAGCCAUGGAGCAGUUCUGUGGAUGGAGUAUCAUCUUGCUGCUGAUAUCUCCAUUAGUACAGGACUGAUGCAAAUUUCAAAUGAAAAGGGUAACUGUGAAUGGAAUCCCCACUGCAAGCAAGCUGUCUAUUUUUUCAGUUCUGUUAUUGAAUCAGAAACUCUGUCUGACCUUCCUAGUGCUGUCACAUAUGCUAUAAAUUUUGACACAAAGACAGGAGACAUUGCCAUGGAUUUUAAGCUACUGUAAAAUACUUUCCUUUUACUCAUGUUCCUAAAUUAUAAUAAACUUAUAUAGUAUUUUUUUUUUGUAUGGCAGAGAUAUUUUUUUAUUGUGCUCAGAGACCAAACUGACCGUUGUGAAAUAUACUUUAAACAUUUUUGGGUUUGUUUUCAAAAUAUAUAGUUGCAGAGCUGAUGAGGAACUUUUCCUUAAGGACAGGUAUUCCUGGCAGGGUUUAUAUACAUAAACACACAUACUUGCUAUCA